Messenger RNA from Plasmodium malariae, 552 nucleotides. Its product is annotated as conserved Plasmodium protein, unknown function. The transcript is spliced from 3 exons. The coding region runs from base 1 to 552 and encodes 183 amino acids. The record is from RefSeq and is a predicted model, not a curated record. Lineage: Eukaryota; Apicomplexa; Aconoidasida; Haemosporida; Plasmodiidae.
AUGAAUGAAAAUCAAAAAGAUAAUGAAAAAGAAGCACAAAGGGACAGUGAACUUUUAAGAGAAAGUUUAUUAGAUGAUCAAUUCGAAGAAAGCUCUUCAAAUAGGUUUCUUCUGUUUAACAAUGAAAAUCCAAGUGAAACAGACAAAACACAUUCGCAGCAGAAAUUAAAAGCCGAAAAGCCAUAUAUGCACAAGAAUUUAAUGAGUAAUUUUUCCGUAGAAAAAUGUAAAGAAUUCUUGUCAAAAAUGGAAAAAUCCAAUAAAGAUAUAAACAGUAUGGAUGCAGAAAGUAUAAUAAUUGACAAGGAUAUUCUUGAUCAUUCCAAUUACAACAAUGACAAAGCAUGUGUUGUUAUGGAUGUUUCCAUGGGUAUUUUCGAUGUUCACAAUGAAAAUUUAAGUGAAUGUAAACUGAAUGACAUGAAUAUAACAGUGUCUGAAGUUGUAAAUCGGGUAAAUAAAAAUUUUGGUCAAAAAAGAGAGUAUUCUUUGCUAACGCUUAUUUAUGAAUCAGAUGAGCAACAUGAAAAAGAUCUUAUUCAAGAAAUUUGA